AUGACGCGCCGACUGCGAUCCAGUCGCAAAGUAUCCCUCAAACUGGAUGUUGACGUGGACGACACGGCCAGCCCGGAGGCCCGUCUCGACCAGCCGGUUCAAUUCAUCGCGUCUGCGGCGACUCUUGCUAACCCGCUCAUCAUCCGCAACCAGUCUCCCUUACCAGGUAUCAACGGCGUCGAUUUACAGCUGUUGCGCACGAAACAGCAUCGCCUACGGCAAUCGGCCUCUCUGACCGCGGAAGCCACCCACGCGCUGGGCCGGCCGGCCAUCCAAGGACUGGCGUCGACCCUGAUCUUUGCCCAGCAUGAAGCUGGCACAGCAGUCUGUAUUGAUGCGCGUGGGUGGGUGCUCACUUGUGCGCAUUGCUUCGGUGAGACACCACACGAAUGGCAGGCGCAGCGCCGCAAAUGGCUCCUCUAUUAUACCGGACUCGCGGUACAGGUCGAAUGUCGGGUUUGGGAGGCGCGUCGCGAUCUGGCCUUGGCAAAGGUGGUAUGCAUCGAACUACCAGACGAGCACAGGCUUCGUGGCCCAGCAAGCCCCAUAUUUACGUUUGUUCCCCUUGGUACAUCGCAGUCGACCUCCGCUCCGAUCAUCUGCAUUGGACAGCCGGGAGCCGACGACCUCGAGUCGGACGCGCCCCGCAAAACGGCGUAUGACCUGAUUGAAAUCUCCCGGGGUCGGCUGUGUGGCAUGAUCCCCAACACCGACCCGCAGGAUAAUUCGGAGAUUGGGGCUUUGAAACACAAUGCGUGGACCUACUGGGGUCAUUCUGGGGCACCGCUUCUGCUGACAGUAGAUGGGAGCUUGCUCGGACUGCAUUCCUCAUGGGAUGACACCACCGCGAUGCGUCAUGGCGUGCCGCUGGUUGCGAUCCAGGCCUUUCUCCGAGAGCAUCUCCCCAACGACGAAGUCAGUCUCGUGGAGUCGAACGCAGUGAACAUGGAGAAGGAGAUCAUAGUGAUAGAUAGCUCUGAUUGA
Messenger RNA from Penicillium canariense, 984 nucleotides. Its product is annotated as S1 family peptidase. Bases 1 to 984 code for a protein of 327 amino acids. NCBI's taxonomy places the organism in Eukaryota, Fungi, Ascomycota, Eurotiomycetes, Eurotiales, Aspergillaceae. The record is from RefSeq and is a predicted model, not a curated record. The transcript has a single exon.